AUGUCCUCUGUCCAAUCCAAAAUCUUAUCCCAAGCUCCAAGUGAGUUGGAAUUACAAGUCGCCAAGACCUUCAUCGAUCUAGAAAGCUCCUCCCCAGAAUUAAAGGCCGACUUGAGACCAUUGCAAAUCAAAUCCAUUAGAGAAAUUGACGUUACUGGAGGUAAGAAAGCUUUGGUUCUUUUUGUUCCAGUCCCAGCUUUGUCUGCAUAUCACAAGGUCCAAACCAAAUUGACCCGUGAGUUGGAAAAGAAAUUCCCUGACCGUCAUGUUAUUUUCUUAGCUGAAAGAAGAAUCUUGCCAAAGCCAUCUAGAACAUCUAGACAAGUUCAAAAAAGACCAAGAUCCAGAACCUUGACCGCUGUCCAUGACAAAGUUUUGGAAGACAUGGUUUUCCCAACUGAAAUUGUCGGUAAAAGAGUUAGAUAUUUAGUUGGCGGUAACAAGAUCCAAAAAGUUUUAUUAGACUCUAAGGAUGUUCAACAAAUUGACUACAAAUUGGAAUCUUUCCAAGCUGUCUACAACAAGUUGACCGGCAAACAAAUUGUUUUUGAAAUUCCAAGUCAAACCAACUAA
Molecule: messenger RNA, 573 nt
Organism: Saccharomyces mikatae IFO 1815
Lineage: Eukaryota; Fungi; Ascomycota; Saccharomycetes; Saccharomycetales; Saccharomycetaceae
Gene: RPS7B
Product: 40S ribosomal protein eS7
Exons: 2
Coding region: 1-573 (190 amino acids)
Biological process (GO): rRNA processing; translation; ribosomal small subunit biogenesis
Cellular component (GO): small-subunit processome; ribosome; cytosolic small ribosomal subunit
Molecular function (GO): structural constituent of ribosome
Source: RefSeq, a predicted model, not a curated record